Molecule: messenger RNA, 2470 nt
Organism: Leguminivora glycinivorella
Lineage: Eukaryota; Metazoa; Arthropoda; Insecta; Lepidoptera; Tortricidae
Source: RefSeq, a predicted model, not a curated record
CAAAGAAACUCUGUAGUAACUUCCUACCGCUAUUUAGAACAUGGUAUGAUGAGUGAACUUUCGGAUCAGAAAACAAUGUUGCCCAUCGAAUUAAAGCCGAAUGCAGUAAAAAGCAUGACGACUCUUCAGCCGACGUGUUUGACCGGGAUCCGACUGCGGUGCCUGUUCCUGGUGGCCGUGGUGUUCGGCGUCACCUGCAUGACCAUGUCGCUCUACCGCGAGCCAGAGUUCGUGGCGCUCGACGGCGAGAUGCUGCGCCCCGCGCACUACUACCGCCUCCACGACGACACCCGCUUCACCAUCAACACCAACGGCUGCACCAUCCCCGCUCUGCGCCCCUUCGACGACAGCAUCAAGAAAUUUAUCGAACCCCCGAGGCGCUUAAAAAAAUGUCUACAUAUGCACACUUCCCUCCUUUCCAACAACUCUACACAUAUAUGGAUCAACAAUAAAAACUUCGACCACUACAACUUGUCCAAGGACUUCAAUAUCUCGUGCUGCUACAAGGCCUUCUACCGACCCAACGCGAUCGCGGACAUCACGUCGUUCCACGUCGACGACCGCGUCAAGUACCACGAGUGUAUCGAGUUCUUUGACGUCAUAGAAGCGCUCGAUGAAUUCGUUAGAGUGUCCUGUUACGACAACACGGGUGAAAAGGAUUCACUUAUAUUUGAGGAUUUUUUCAUAUUUACUCCAAAGAAAGUCCUGACUGCGGAUAAUUCAAACAGCGCUCAGAUUACGCAAAAUCAGUCAGCAUAUAACGUGAUUAUUUUGGGCAUAGAUUCUGUAUCGAGAUUGAAUUUUUACAGAACGAUGCCGAGGACAUUGGAAUUCCUUAGGAAUAAAGGAGCAAUUGAAUUAUUUGGCUAUAAUAAGAUCGGUGAUAAUACUUUUCCGAACCUCGCCGCGAUGCUACUGGGAGUCAAAGACACGGAGUUAAAGCGGAUGUGUUGGCCGAGUCCGAGGCAUACUUUCGACAACUGUCCAUUUGUGUGGGACUGGUACAAGGAGCAGGGGUUCUACACGGCCUUCGGCGAGGACAGCGCCUACCUCGGCACCUUCAACUUCGUGCGGCACGGGUUCGCCGCCACGCCCACCGACUACUACCUGCACACCUUCAUACGCGAGGCCGAGUUGCACGUGGGCAACGUCAAAGAUUUCAACUCCUUCAUAUGCAUGGGAAACAAGUAUGCAUAUAAAGUUUUAUUAGAUUAUGUUGAAAGCCUAACCAGAACUCUACAGUCUUCCAAAUUGUUUGGAUUUUUUGGGAAGUGACCAUGACACGAUUUUUUAAACAACCCGAAGUCUAUGGAUAUUAACUACGAAAACUUUUUAAAGAAACUCGACGAGUCUAGAUAUUUAGAUGAUACUAUUAUUAUCAUGUUAAGCGACCACGGUAUAAGAUGGGGUAAUUUCAGGUUAACUAAACAAGGCCGACUAGAAGAACGUUUGCCUUUCGCGCAUAUCUUACUGCCUCCGUCGUUUCAAAAUAAUUUUAGUUUGGCAUAUCAUAAUGUUAAAUUUAAUAGCAAGCAUCUGACAACACCAUUUGAUAUGUUUGCGACGAUAUCGGACUUAGCAAACCUAGACUCUAUUAAAAACGAAAAAAUUAAAGCUAGACAGAAACAGAAUUAUGCCGAUAACCGAAGUAUAAGCCUAUUUCUGCCUAUACCAGAAAAUCGGACGUGCAAGACGGCCGGAAUAGAUGACCAUUGGUGUACGUGUCACAAAGACCGGUCGCUGUCUGUAGAGAGCGACGAAGCGAAGGAAGCGGCACAGUUUGUAGUGGCGCAUAUGAACGAAUUGCUAGUCGGACAUCGGGAGUGCGCGCGACUGUCGGUGGCUAACAUAGUGGAGGUGCGAGAGAUGGAGGCAGGCACGCCGGCGGUGGACGAGGAGGGGUGGCGCGAGCUGCUGGUGCUGGUGCGCGCGGCGCCGGGCGGCGGCGUGUUCGAGGCCACGCUGCGGCGCGCCACCGCCGCCGCCGAGGACACCGCCGCGCCCGCCGCCGCCGCCGCCGCCGACUGGACGCUCGCCGGCUCCGUGAGCAGGCUCAACCUCUACGGCGACCAAAGUCGCUGCGUUAACAGUUACAUCUUAAAACUAUAUUGUGUUUGCUUGACUGAAACUGUUACGUUUUAGCAGAAAAUGUAAGUGCUGUGAUAUUAUUAGUACUAGUAUGCUACAUAUGUUCCAUAUAACAUUGGAAAAAUAAUUUCCAGAACAUCAUAUAAAUGCUACAUGACACCUACAUAGGUAGUUAGGUACCUAUUUUUAUACUAAGAUAUUUUUUUAAUAAGCGAUCUUAAUGUUGACCUUUAAAAUUAGACUUAUCCUCUACAAUUAAACUAAUCCUUAUCCGUAAUUUAUGUUUUUAGGCCCACUUGCACCAACCACUUAACUGAAGGUUAGUGAGCUGCUAUGGUGGGCUGUCAUCUGUCAAAUUCCAUAUAAAAUAGUGGGUUAACCC